AUGGCUGGGGUAUGGAAAGAAGAUGGGUCCUACGAGUAUGCUCCUGGCGAGCGUGCCAGGUUGAAAGGCAAAGAGAAAGGCAAAGACAAAGGAAAGGGGAAAGGAGAAAAGGGGAAAGGAGACAAGGGGAAGGGAGAGAAGGGCAAAAGCAAAGGCAAGGAGAAGGGGAAGGAUGGCAUGACUGCCGCAGAGCGCCUGGCCUUUGCGCAGGGAGCGCUGUCGGCAGAAGGUCCCGCGGCCAAGAAAGCUCGCACUGGCGAGCCCGGGGACGACGAAGAGGAGGAAGAGCUUCCUGAAUUUGAUUUCGAAAAGGACUGGAAAGACAAGCCAGUCGCACUCCUGAACCUGAAGGGAGCAAAGGAUCUCAAUGGGCUCAUGGGUGUCGUCAAAGAGUACAAUGAAGAAACCAAAAGGUUCCUAAUCAGCGUGGAGGGUGGCAAAGGGGAGAAAAGCAUCAAGAUGGAGAACAUCUUCAAGGUUAUGACCGGCUGCAUUGUUAAGCUCCGCGGCCUGGAUUCCAUUGAGCUGAAUGACUGCAUCGGCGAGUGCGGGCGGCUUGAUGUGGAGAAUUUAAGAUACGACAUCACGCUCUCUGAUGGACGGCAUGUGAAGGCAAAGCCUGCGAAUGUUGAGCUGGUGGCCAAGUACGAGUCCUCCAAGGUUGCUGGCGAUGCUUCCCAGAUGGAUCGCAUUCGGGCGGCCAACGGCCUCCGGGAUCGGCUAACAGCUGUGGAGGAAUUUGAUUUUCCAGCGCCUAUGGUGCUUCCUGCCACCGUGCUGGAGGAAUACGCACAAAAAUUUCCAAAGUCAGUGGUGAUUGGCCGCUCCAACGCAGCAAAUCCCAAAGGAGCUCAAAUCUUGGCGCGUGAGGUGGUGAGUGCCACGAAAAUCCCGCCUGGAUCACGGCUGGUGUUCAUCUCUGUCCCUCGAGACAGGUGUAUAGCGCCCACGCUGGCUGAUAUGCGUCAUGACGAGCUGCUGCGAUUAGGGAAGUUCGGAAGCUGGCUUACAAAGCGCUUGGCUCCCCGACCAGUUUAUUUUCUGAUCCCCGGUGCCAUUGCCAAGGGGCCACCAGCCGCUCUGAAUGCGGCUACCUGCGCCUGGCCUUUGUAUGUGGAGCUGAGUACGGAUAUGGUACUUCUGGCCUCAGAGCGAUGGCAGAAGUCUCCCUGGGCCCGCAUGGACGCGCUGAUGGCCGUGUGGGCCAAGACGCCAAUGUACUUAUUGCCGGAGAAGUACCAGCCGGCUGUAGCAUUGCCAGAUGCAUCACCUGCUGCUGCAGCUCCGGCAGCAGAGGAGGAUGCAAAAGUAACUGCAUCCGCAGAGCCACUGAGCUUCAGCCCCGAGGAGCCCUUCACGAUUAGCAGGCCCAUCGAGGGCCUCCAGAACCCAUCCGCGCUUUUGGUCGGUCUGUGCGACAGGGCGGCCGAGGCGGAAGGCGCAGGCGGCGCCAAGGUUCAGAAGCCCACGCUGGCUGUCAAGCGUCUGGGAUGA
This is a messenger RNA of Symbiodinium pilosum, 1494 nucleotides long. The record is from the annotation of a GenBank genome assembly. Lineage: Eukaryota; Dinophyceae; Suessiales; Symbiodiniaceae.